Molecule: messenger RNA, 367 nt
Organism: Rhizophagus irregularis DAOM 181602=DAOM 197198
Lineage: Eukaryota; Fungi; Glomeromycota; Glomeromycetes; Glomerales; Glomeraceae
Source: RefSeq, a predicted model, not a curated record
CAAAAAUUGUUUAUAUUGUAAUAAACCCUUUACUGAAGAAUUAUGGUGUAAAGAAUGUAUUAAUUCUUUAGAAAAAUCAGCAGAAAAUGGUAAUAAAGUAGUGAUGUUUAAUUUAGCCAAAAGGUAUUACAAUGGGGAAGGAACAGAAAAGAAUUUAGAAAAAGCCUUCUAUUGGUAUCAAAAAGCAGCAGAAAAUGGUGGAGAAGGAACAGAAAAGAAUUUAGAAAAAGCCUUUAAUUGGUAUCAAAAAGCAGCAGAAAAUGGUUUCACUAAAGCAAUGCAUAAUUUAGCAAGUAGAUAUUAUAGUGGAGAAGGAACAGAAAAGAAUUUAGAAAAAGCCUUUUAUUGGUAUCAAAAAGCAGCAGAA